AUGUCCAAGACUCUCCUGGCCGCCCUCGCUGGCGCUGCCACCGUUGCCGCCCACGGCCAUGUGACCAACAUCGUCAUCAACGGCGUGUCCUCGGAGGGCUACAACCCAUUCUCCUUCCCCUACAUGCAGAACCCGCCCACCGUCGUCGGCUGGACCACGACGCAGACCGACAACGGCUUCGUGGCCCCGGACGCCUUCGGCACCAACGACAUCGCCUGCCACCGCGGCGGCAAGAACGCCGGCGGCCACGCCGUGGUCGCCGCCGGCGACAGCGUCUCCCUGCAGUGGGACACCUGGCCCGAGUCGCACCACGGGCCCGUGCUCGACUACCUCGCCGACUGCGGCGCCGCGGGCUGCGAGAAGGCCGACGUCGCCUCGCUCGAGUUCUUCAAGAUCGCCGAGGUCGGGCUCGUCGACGGCGCCAAGGCGCCCGGCCGCUGGGGCGACGACGUCCUCAUCGCCAACAACAACAGCUGGAUGGUCCAGAUCCCCGCCGGCAUCGCGCCGGGCAACUACGUCCUGCGCCACGAGAUCAUCGCCCUGCACAGCGCCGGCCAGGCCAACGGCGCCCAGAACUACCCCCAGUGCGUCAACCUGCAGGUCACCGGCGGCGGCUCCGACAGGCCCGCCGGCGUCAAGGCCACGCAGCUCUACAAGGCCUCCGACGCGGGCAUCAAGUUCGACAUCUACAAGGACAACCUCCAGUACCCCAUCCCCGGCCCGGCCCUGUACUCGGGCGCCAAGGCCAUCUCCCAGGGCACCUCGGCCAUCACGGCCAGCACGACAGCCCUGACCGGCUCGGCCACUGCUGCCCCCGGUAAUGGGAACGGAAACGGGAAUGGCGGCGGUGCGACCACCUCCCCUGCCGCUCCGGCCAAGCCUACCAGCGGCAACGGCAAUGGCAACGGAAACGGCGGCCAGGGUCCCCGGCCGACUGCCUCUGCUCCGGCGUCUAGCGUCGCUCCCCAGCCUGUGCCUACCAACGGCUGUGGCAGCUUCGCCCGUCGUCACCCCCGUGACAUGCUUGCUCAGUAA
This is a messenger RNA of Thyridium curvatum, 1035 nucleotides long. RefSeq lists its product as uncharacterized. The coding region runs from base 1 to 1035 and encodes 344 amino acids. The transcript has a single exon. The record is from RefSeq and is a predicted model, not a curated record. NCBI's taxonomy places the organism in Eukaryota, Fungi, Ascomycota, Sordariomycetes, Thyridiales, Thyridiaceae.